CAAUGGGUUUCGAGGAAAUGUACAAUAUCAAGGAGGAAUGCCCGACAACCGUUUUGAAAAAAAAUGAGGUCACCAUCAUUUCUCCGAAACAGAACAUUGUACGAAUAUGGAAUUUAUUCAUCGCCCUAACAUCGUUGGUGGCUGUGACAGUGUCUUUAUUUGAGCUGUUCUUCAACUCCGCUAUCCCUGUCGUUGUUGGGAUAAGAUACUGCCUGGAUGUGAUCUUCCUGUUGAACAUCAUCUCACGCUUUUACAUUGGAUAUGAAAGUAAUGGUGUCGUCAUAAUCGAUUCUAAACCAGUGCAGAGAAAAUAUCUCCAAACAUGGUUUAUCAUGGACCUGUUGGCUGUUCUUCCCUUUGAGACUCUGAGAUACGCCUCGCCUGAAUUGCAUUUUAUGCAUAUCAAUCGAUGUCUAAGAGUCUUACGGCUGUUUGACAUAAUAUCGUCCUUUGGAAAAGAACCUGACACCAACAAGAUACAUGUUGCAGUCCUGAAUUCCUUUUCUAUUGUUGUCCUCUGUGUUCAAGUCUCUGCGUGUGCCUGGUACAAUCAGGCGUGUAUUGCUGCUCAUGGUGGCCAUCCAAGGGAGUGUCCAAAAGAGGAGAACUGGUUACAGCUGUUGCCAGAGUUUUCAACCAAUUUGACUGGAGUAACAGAUUUUGAGUUUUACGCCACGUCACUAUACUGGUCUGCAAUAACUCUAUGUUCUGUGGGCUAUGGAGACAUACAUGCUAAGAAGAUCCCGGAGGUUAUGGUUGCCUCACUGGUAAUGGUGGUUGGUUUAUUUGCCUUCAUUGGAGUCAUCGCGACUGGAAUGAGCUCCAUCAUUAGCAAUCUGGAUGCCCGGAGAGGAAGGUUCUGCCAUCGAAUGGAGUCCAUUUGUCUUCAUAUGAAACAAAUGGGAUUGCCAGAGGAAGUUCAAACAUGGGUGCAUAAAUAUUACUAUUAUCUGUGGACGCAUCGCAAAGGCAGUAUAAUCGCUGGCCUACUGGAUGACCUUCCUUUUGCGCUACAUUCAGAAAUAUCCUCUGCUUGUUACAAACCUCUGAUGAAAAAGACAACCCUGUUUCAUGAUACCGAAGAUGGCUUCAAAAGAGCUUUGUCACUUAAAUUCAACACCUACACAUACAGUCCUGGACAAAUUUUGGCAAAGCCUGGAGAAAUCAAUCAAAAUGCAUACUACAUUGAACAUGGAGUGGUGCAGGUAUUAGGAGAUAAUUAUUGUGACAAAGUUGCCCGUUUGCUGCCUGGAUCGUUAAUUGGAGAGGCUUAUCUGAUGUACAGAAUUCCGAGAAACACUACGAUUUGUGCAGCAACAUUGUGUGAAAUUUGUGUGUUGGAACGCAGUGAUCUUCUUGCAUUGUUUGCGGAUUACCCAGAAGCUGGUUUGAAGAUAGCAAGAACAGCUCAAAAACGGCUGCAUAAUGUUAAGCAUCCUAUUAGGGAAGCCUUUGCUCUAGGAGUGGCAUCGAACCCCCAGAAUGUGGUUUUUCAGAAGGAUUUAAGUGUAAAUCUGUUGUUUUUUAAAAAUGGCUUUACAGGCUUUUACAACGAAGGAUGGGGUGCGCUCUAUCUUACAAUCAGCUCGUUGGUUGAUUUUUUUGCCAUUAUCGACAUAUUUGUGAACCUCCGCACAGAAGUUUUUACAAAAGAUGGCUAUCAAGCUGACAUAAUGGGUAUUUUUGACAACUAUCGAAAAUCUUGGAAUCUGUAUUAUGACGUCCUGGCUGUUUUCCCUUUGGACUUCUUCUCUUUUACAACAAGCGGAGAAGCACAUUGGAGAGUUUUAGGCUAUGUCCGAUGGAAUCGUCUUAUUUGGAUUCGGAAGGUGUGUUUGUUUUUCAACAAAAAAGAAAAUGACAUGGAUAAGAACCUGUUUGAGCUAAGAACGGCUAAAUGUCUUUUCCUCCUGAUUUUCUCUGUGCACUGCUGCUCUGGAGUAAUGUAUCUCACAGGCUGCAAGGACUUCAGAUGUGAUGAAGAGUCAUGGGCCUGGAACACAGGACUGAAAGCCAGCCAUAGCAACUUGUAUCAUUAUAUGAUUUCUGUUUAUUGGACCACAACAAGCAUGACAACCAUUGGAUAUGGUGACAUUGUUCCCAGCACUAUGAAAGAGCGACUUACUGCUGUGUUUGUUUGCUUCAUUGGCUUGUUUGUCUUUAACUACAUUAUCAGUCAAGUCUAUGCCACAUUGGCCAGUCACAAUGCUGCCAGGGUUACAUUUCAGAAUCUCCUCUCAGCUAUGACCAACUUCAUGGAAAGCCAUGACCUUAGUUUAUCUCUUCAAACAAGGGUCACUGAGUAUAUGAGUCUUCUUUGGUCAAAGUACCAGGGUCAAGCAUACCCAGGAGGCCAAUUUUUAAUGCAUGACUUGCCAAUCGAACUUCAACAGAUUGUCCUGAUGAAAGAGAGAGGGAGGUUCUUGUCAAAGAUUCCUUAUUUCGAGCAAGCUGGACAAGCGUUUAUUCGGGAUCUCGCAUCAACCUCUGUCAUGUAUUUCUUUCCCAGAGGGGAGAUCAUCCAGUACAGUGAAACUAUUACCAGAGAACUAUUUUGCAUUCGAAAAGGGACUUGUCAGAUUCUAAGUGAUGACUUGUCUGAAAUUGUUGGACUCUACGGUGAAGGAAUGUAUUUCGGAGAGGCUGGAUUUCUGUUUGGAAAACAAGCUACAAUGACCGUCCGUGCAAAGACUCAUUGUGAGAUAUUAGUGAUCGAUUUUGACAAAAUUAGAUCUGUUCUGGAGAGAUACCCGGUCAUUGAAAGCCAAAUUACAGAAUUGCAAUCAACACCAGGGUAUUACGACACUUUAUUGCAAAGCGUUGAAGAAAUUAUGAAGUCUGAGGAACAGGAUGAUGACACACUAAAGAAGAAAGAUGCCUCGUUGACAUAUCAAGGUCGUCGAUAUGCCAAGAAGUCAAAGUGUUUGUAUAUAAUGAGGAGUGCCAUUUUGCCUAGCAAUCCACUGUACAUCCGAUGGGAAUGUUUCCGAUUUGUUUUGGCCAUAACGGUCAGCAUCAAUAGCUCUCUUCUUUUUGCUUUUCUCCACUACAAAAAGGAACUCUGGAUUUUGUCCUACAUUCUGGGCCUUUUUUGCUGGAUUGACAUGUAUAUCCGUUUGCAUGUUGCUUUUUACAAGGACAAUCUCAAAGUGGACACGCUGGAAACGGCAAAACACUAUGUGAAGACAAGCUUUCUAAUAGAUCUCAUCAGCUGUUUUCCCUGGGAAGUUAUUGGCUGGAUGGUGGUUUCCCCUUUUGAUGAGAAUGGAUUUUACUCAAACAGUGAAGCGCUGCACCUAUAUGCAUAUCUCAGAGCCCCACAUCUUCUCCAGUUAUAUCGGAUUCCUCUUGCAUUUUCAUUCUGGCAAUCAGGGAUUGCAACCGAAAAGACGAUUGUCACAUUUGCUAAGUUCUUUCUGUAUAGCGUCCUUUUUCUUCACUUCAGCACUUGCAUCGUUUUUGCAAUUGUAUGCCCUCCAGCAGACUUGUUUGGUGACACAACCAAUUACUUAUUGCCUAUGAUAAAGCACAACUGUUCAUCACAAUCCUGGGUGUAUCACAUGGACUACACGUUUAACGUAGUGUACGAAACGGCUACCUUCACAGAACUGUAUUCCAUAAGUUUAUAUUUUGCUACUGCAACUCUCAGUGGUGUAGGCUAUGGUGAUAUACAUCCUUAUCUAACCUCUAUGAAAAUGACCAUGGUCUUCAUAAUGGUGUCUGGAGCAUUGUAUUGUGGUUAUGUGGCUGGUACAUUUGCUGCUAUGUUAGCCAAUGCAGAUGCUACAAGGGCAGCUUUUACUGAGAAAAAGGAAAGCAUACAACUAUUCUUGAAGAGUCAGAACAUUACAGGGGCUCUAUAUCACAAUACUGUGAACUUCUAUGCUUUCAAAUGGAUAAGAACGAAAGGAAUAGACCAAGACACACUGUUUGAGUAUUUGCCAUCGUCUCUACUCGGAGAUAUAUCUACCAUUAUCUACUCUGACCUUAUUGCAAAGGCAUUUGGACUUGAUAUCAAGAGGAAGCAGCGACGGAACUCAGUGGCACAACAUUUAUCCCCACUCGAGAGAACAUUAUCUGGAAAGCUUGAUGGACCCUUUUUUCACAAAAUUCUGAGGAAAGAGAGUGUGGACCAAUUGGAAACAGAUGGAGGAUUCAUUCGGUUACUAGCUAGACAGAUUCGACCGUGCCUUUACAGAGCUAAUGACCUGAUAUGCAAAAGAAAUGACUUUGGAUCUGAGAUGUAUUUCAUUGAAAAGGGAGAAGUAGAAGUCUUGUCACAGGACGAGUUGACUGUUAUCAUCAAACUGAAUUCGGGACAAUACUUUGGAGAAGGGAGCCUUCUGUUUGCAGAACCUCGUGCAACCACAAUAAGGGCUGCCACAAAUUGUGAUCUGUAUGUCCUCUCCAAGAAAAGCCUUGAUGAAACUGUCAAAUACUAUCCAGACAUUUGCAAACAGAUAAAGAAAGCUGCAGAAACGAAACGUGAACAGCUACUGCAAAGAACAAUGGACAUGUCAAAAGUUCAGAAGAAUGUUUCAGCAACUGACAUACUUAUGAAUGACACAGGAUGUAAGUUGGCUGGCAUUACUUCAAAAAUAUUGCUAUAUUCAUGUGUUGAUGAAAUAGAAAGUCCUGCAAAAGCAAUUCUAUGUAACUUUUAUAAGUAUUUUUAUAAUUGUAGCUUUUAUGGGUUGCACCAUUUAUACAUGAGCCAUUUGUUUCGUCCAUCAGAUAUAAAGCUUUACAAGCACUGCAUGGCAGAAGAGGAAAAUAAAGCAAAGUUUAAAGACUUCCCAUUUCAUGUCCGAAUUAAGACAAGCAUCACUCAAUUCUUGAUCAGUUUUCUGUUGAACGUCAUCAGAAUCCACAACACAACAAUCAAUCCGGAGAGCACAGUACGUGUUGUGUAUCAGUACACAUCUUGCCUUCUGAUCAUCAUUCUGUUUUGGGCGAUAACAUAUAUGAUCAUUUUGAAAUUUCAUAUUUGUUUCUACGAUGAAAGUGGAUCAUACAUCUCAGACUACAGAUCUGUGUCACUGAGCUAUAUGACGAGGAAAGUGGGAUACAUUUAUGAUGUCAUAUGCUCAUUCCCAUAUGCAUUUACAAUUUUGCAUCUCAUGAAUCAAGUGUCACCGACAACAUUUCUGCCCAUAAUAGUAUAUGUUCGCACUUUUCAUCUACUCCGGAUUCUGACUGUACUUGUCUUCAUGCACAAGGAGGAGCAAUCCAUCAUAACUAACUUGCUUGCCAUACGAAUCAUCAAGUACUUGGUCCAUGCAAUCCUGUUUGUCCACUGUACCGCAGUUUUAUUUCUUUUAUUUGCUUUGCAUGGUGGCUUUAAAUCGUGGGUUGUCAACACAGAAGUGUUUUACCUCCCUGAUAUUUACACCUACUCCGUAUAUUGGACUUUAGCAACUUACACAACAACAGGCUAUGGUGAUAUCCGUGCAGUGACAUACAGAGAAUUGUUAUUCUCCAUUUUGAUAAUGAUUCUUUCCAAGAUGCAAGUCAGUUAUAAUAUGGGACUUCUCUCAUCCACUCAAACAAACAAGCAAUCACUUCAAGUGGCGUAUGAAGAGAAACUGCAGGCAGUCCAAAACUACAUGAUGGAUGAAAACAUUCCAUCAGCGCUGCAAAAUCGCGUAAUCCGAUUCUACAAUUACCGAUGGACACGCACCAAAGGGAUAGAUUCAGAAGAAUUGUUCAAAGAUACACCUCAUUGUAUGAAAGUUGAAAUUUUCUCAAGAAUAAGCGUGAAUCUACUGAAGAAAAAUCAGCUCUUCACUCACCUCUCAGAAACAUUCCUGCGACACUUGGCAACGAAAAUGUUGCUGAAAAGCUACACCUCUGGGGAAUACAUCAGUAGAAGGGGAGACUCUGGCCGUGGCAUGUUGCUGAUCCUGAUUGGUAAGGUGAAACUUUGCUCAUGGAGAACUGGAAAGGAGGCCAUUGAGUAUCUUACAACUGGAGCCGCCUUGGGAGUUGACUUGCUGCUGAAAUCCAAGUUGUAUAGAUACACUGCCAUUGCUGAUAACUAUGUGGAUAUAUUUUUCCUGUCGAAAGAGCACUUUGAAGAAGUUGGGUCGUAUUACCCAGAUGUCAUGAAUAAGCUGCUAAAGAGAGCCUCAAACGUUAUCAACAUGUACUAACUGACUAGGUACCCCUUUUCCCUACUAAGGUAUACAGG
Messenger RNA from Salvelinus namaycush (lake trout), 6190 nucleotides. RefSeq lists its product as uncharacterized. The record is from RefSeq and is a predicted model, not a curated record. Bases 3 to 6152 code for a protein of 2049 amino acids. The transcript is spliced from 38 exons. Gene Ontology annotation, biological process: potassium ion transmembrane transport. Lineage: Eukaryota; Metazoa; Chordata; Actinopteri; Salmoniformes; Salmonidae. Gene Ontology annotation, cellular component: membrane. Gene Ontology annotation, molecular function: protein-containing complex binding; voltage-gated potassium channel activity.